ACAAACACACAACCCCGUCAUCCGAACAGACCACGAAUCUCCAAAAUCAUAGUCGAAAUAAUUGAUAUGGACAAAUACCUACGCGAGUGGCGGCAGGAGGCCGUAAACAAACACCAAUACGAAACGGCCAUCUUCGUCGCCGACAAGCUGCUCGCCCUCACAGGAGACGAUCAAGACGCAUUCUGGCUGGCACAGGCUCACUUCAGCUCGGGCAACUAUAAUCGCGCCCAAUCUAUUCUCAAUCGCGGCAACCUCGCCCAGCGCAAUCCCCAAUGUCGAUACCUCGCCGCCCAUUGCUCUAUCAAGGCCAACAAAGUCGAGGAAGCCCUGAGUAUAUUGGGCGACAAGAACCCCACACACCUGAUAUCUGCCCCAGGAAGCAAUCGUCAGAAGCUGCGCCAUGUAGAUGUCCCCACGCGCGCCGGCGCACGUCACCAUCGAAAUCUGUCUCGCCACGAGCGACAACCCACAAGCGAAGAGCGCGAACGGGAAGAUGCCGAGAGCCUCAAAUCCGAAGCCGCCAUGUGCUAUCUACGAGGCCUCUGCUAUGCCAAACAGAAUGCCUUUGACCGCGCAAAGGAAUGCUAUAAGACGGCCUGCCAGAUCGAUGUUCAGUGUUUCGAGGCCUUCGAUGCCCUCAUGGCUAACUCACUCAUGUCUCCCACUGAGGAGUGGAAGUUCCUAGAGUCUCUCAACUUCGAUGACAUAACCGUCGCUGGAAAUGCUUCUCUAUCCCAAGAAGCGGCUCAGUUCACAAGAACACUGUACACAACCCGCCUUUCCAAAUACUCUCGCCCUCACGAAUUUGAAGACGCCGUUGAACAACUCACGACCCACUACAAACUCGCUGAUAAUCCAGACAUCGUCCUCGCCAAAGCCGAUCUCAUGUUUACCCACUGCCGCUUCACUGAAGCCCUCCACCUUACCUCGUCUGUCCUCUCCGUGGAUAAAUACAAUUUCGCCAUCCUUCCACUUCAUCUCGCUUCAUUACACGAACUCGGUCAGAAGCACGCCCUCUACCUCCUCGCCCACGAUCUUGCCGAUACACAUCCCGCAGAGCCCUGUUCAUGGCUUGCUAUAGGUAUUUUCUACCUAGCCACCAACCGCAUCGCCGAAGCUCGCCGUCACUUCUCUAAAGCAUCUGUCAUGGAUCCACACUUUGGUCCAGCAUGGAUAGGUUUCGCGCACACCUUCGCCGCCGAAGGCGAACACGAUCAAGCCAUCUCCGCCUACUCAACUGCAGCCCGCCUAUUCCAAGGCACUCACCUCCCUCAACUCUUCCUCGGCAUGCAAAACCUCCUCCUCAACAACUUCUCCCUCGCCCACGAAUACUUCACCACCGCCUACGAACUCUGCGCCACCGACCCGCUCCUCCUCAACGAAAUGGGCGUCGUAUACUACCACGAAGACCGCAUGCCGGACGCUAUAUCCAUGUUCCGCCACGCCCUCGAACUUUCUGCGCAAAACGAAGCAAACGCAGAAUCCUGGCUCCCGACGCGCAUGAACCUAGGCCACGCCCUCCGCCGGCACGGCGCCCUCGAAGAAGCCCUCGACAACUUCGAAAACGUCCUCCGCCACGGCGUCAAGGACGUAGGCAUCUUCUCCGCAAAAGGCCUCGUGCUGCUCGAACUCGGCAGGAGCUGGGACGCCGUCACCACGCUGCACGAGGCACUCGCUGUAGCGCCCCAGGACCCCAUGGCUACCGACCUCCUCACCCGCGCCCUCGAACUCAACGAAGAGGGCGACGAGAUGGGCGUUUUGGAUGCAGACGAGUAUGGCGUUGGUAAGCAUGGGAUGCUGGGUGGUGGUGCUGCUGCUAGCGAUGACGAGGUCGAGGAGUUGGAUCGCCGUUUAGGUAGCUUGAGGGAGAUUCAGCAGAAUCGCGUUGCGGGGAGGGGCAAGAGGAGGGGUGGCCGCAGACCAGUUGAGGAUAUGAGUAUGCUUGAGGAGAGCAUGCUUGUUGAUUCGGAUUGA
Molecule: messenger RNA, 1974 nt
Organism: Periconia digitata
Lineage: Eukaryota; Fungi; Ascomycota; Dothideomycetes; Pleosporales; Periconiaceae
Source: the annotation of a GenBank genome assembly